Molecule: messenger RNA, 856 nt
Organism: Anastrepha ludens (Mexican fruit fly)
Lineage: Eukaryota; Metazoa; Arthropoda; Insecta; Diptera; Tephritidae
Gene: Ldaf1
Exons: 5
Coding region: 174-623 (149 amino acids)
Source: RefSeq, a predicted model, not a curated record
UUUGUUUUGUUAUUGAUUUGCGCACAGUAGCUCUUGCAUUUGUUUUUUAACUAUGCUAAAUAUUUUAAACGAUAUCGUCCAUAAAAUUGUUCAAAAGCAAACAAACAAAAUUUAUAAACGAACAUCCAUGCACAUAUGUAUACACUCUUACAUAAAAUAAAAUAAAAAUCAACAUGAAAUUUCAUCAGAAUGAAGCUAAGAGUGAAGUGCAAAUGCUGACGCCUCCUCCUCAAGGCGCUGGUGAAGGGGAGAAUGUGGAAGAUACUCCUGAAUUAUUGCUCAAAAUGCUUGUGGAUGCUGUUUGGAAACUAUGGAUACAAUUCAAGAUUGCAGCUUCUUUUGUAAUGGUUGAUCUGGGAGGCUACCAGCUGUUGGAUAAGAUGGUACAAUGGUGUGUCAGAAAUCCGCAUAAAGCUAUUUGUAUUGCAGCUGCACUUUUAGUUUUCCUACUUCCAUUCUUGAUUAUGUUAGGUAUUGGGCUUUCAACUCUACUCAUGACCCUUACCGGGUUUCUUGUUUUGGAAGGCAUACUUUUGAGUAUAGUUGCAGCGCUAUUGAUGGGUUGUGUGGGCUUCUUAGUUUUAGCAGUACUAUUUGUGAAACAACUAAACCGAACAGCAUAAACUCGAGAGACUAUACCAAGAAUCAUAAUCGGACAGGUUCCAUCAUUCACUUCCGAGUAAAUUUUAUUGAAAUUUUCUUCCGAUUCCAUUGGAAUUCACUCGGAGGUGAAUUACAGAAGCUACCUGUACAUGAUUUUCUGCGAGAAUCGCGUAGUAGAGCAUAAUUAUGACAGAAUUGUUUUAAUAGAAUUAAUAAAAUUAUUUCUCGAAUAAGUAUUUAAUGAGAGACGAAA